CAAAAAACAUACAAACAAAAAAAGAAAAGAAAAAUGGCUUCAACCUCCGGUUUCCUCUUCUUCGCCACCACCGUCGCGCUUUACUUACUCCUCGGCGUCUCCGGCAGGGAACUCUCGGCGGAAUCCAGAGACAUAGCAGCGAGGCUGGACGGCGGAGGCGGAGGGCUGAUGGAGUGCUGGAACGCGUUGUACGAGCUGAAAUCAUGCACCAACGAGAUCGUGGUGUUCUUCCUCAACGGCCAGACCAAGCUCGGUCCCGACUGCUGCCGCGCCGUCCACGUCAUCACCUCCAACUGCUGGCCCGCCAUGCUCACUUCCAUCGGCUUCACCUCCGACGAAGCCAACGUUCUCCGUGGUUACUGUCUGAAUCCCGACGACUCCGGCGACUCUUCUCCGGCUCCUUCGCCGGCGCACGUCUGAUCGCGUCAUUCCUCGUAUUUUACGUCAUAAACAAUCCAUGCACAUGUAUGCACACCAUGCAUGGUGGUUAACUCUAAUGAUAAUAAUAAUUUUCUUUUAUGAUGUUAUACUGUGAAUCCUUGGA
Messenger RNA from Tarenaya hassleriana, 544 nucleotides. Its product is annotated as egg cell-secreted protein 1.2. The transcript has a single exon. Bases 34 to 420 code for a protein of 128 amino acids. Gene Ontology annotation, biological process: double fertilization forming a zygote and endosperm. The record is from RefSeq and is a predicted model, not a curated record. NCBI's taxonomy places the organism in Eukaryota, Viridiplantae, Streptophyta, Magnoliopsida, Brassicales, Cleomaceae.